Brachypodium distachyon (stiff brome) is the source of this 1901-nucleotide messenger RNA. Its product is annotated as ecotropic viral integration site 5 protein homolog. Lineage: Eukaryota; Viridiplantae; Streptophyta; Magnoliopsida; Poales; Poaceae. The coding region runs from base 464 to 1606 and encodes 380 amino acids. The transcript is spliced from 9 exons. The record is from RefSeq and is a predicted model, not a curated record.
GACGCGUUAGCCACGUAGGAUCGAGUCAAGGCCCCACGUCUAAACUCUCUCUCUCAGAUCCACCCCCGCCUGGCCGAACCUCCUCCGCUCACCGCCGGCCGUUGGCCCCAGCUACUCCCAUCGUCGCCCCGCGUCCGGCCUCCGCGGUCCUAAGCAACCCUCCGAGCCUGCGGCCGCCACGCAUCCUUGCUCCUUAGCCGGGGGAUCCUCACCCUAACCCCUAGCCAGCCGGUCACCGUCGCCGGGGAAGAGUAACCGCGGUCGGAGUUGGUAGCGCUACCGCGGGCAGCUCCCUCCUGUCUCUCAGGUUCCCUUAAUCUCUUCAUCAAAUCCAAGCCUUUCUCCUGCAUUUGAUUCUCCUCACCUGUGCGAUUUCGGCCUCUAUCACCUCCCCCAUCCCGCGCAUUCGUCCUAGGGCAUCUUUCUUGAAAUACAGCAAAGGCUCCCCCAAGUACUCAAUAAAAUGGAUAAGAAGAAAGGGGUCGAUGACACUGAACCUGGACCAGCUCCUUCUCGGCCCGUGGAUAGAUUUGGUUUUAUCAAGACGGAACAUAGUAACUCCCCUGAGGGAAUUCUGAAAAGCAGAUCCACACAUGAACAUGAAAGGGAGGAAAGGAGGAUAAGAAAAUGGAGGAAGAUGAUCGGAGUUGGUGGUAGUGACUGGAAGCAUUAUGUUAGAAGGAAACCUCAUGUGGUUAAAAGAAGAAUAAGGAAAGGAAUUCCUGAUUGUCUUAGAGGACUUGUUUGGCAGUUGAUUUCAGGUAGCAGGGACCUCUUGCUGAUGAACCCUGGAGUUUAUGAGACCCUGGUCAUAUACGAGACAUCAUCAUCAGAACUGGAAAUAAUUCGCGACAUAUCACGUACAUUUCCAUCUCAUAUUUUCUUCCAACAGAGACAUGGCCCAGGUCAAAGAUCGUUGUAUAAUGUUUUAAAAGCAUACUCUGUUUAUGAUAGGGACGUCGGAUAUGUGCAGGGAAUGGGAUUUAUAGCCGGCUUGCUGCUUCUUUAUAUGAGUGAGGAGGAUGCAUUUUGGUUAAUAGUUGCUUUGCUGAAGGGAGCUGUCCAUUCACCAAUGGAAGGCUUGUAUCAGGCUGGUCUACCUCUUGUGCAGCAAUAUCUGUGUCAAUUUGAGAAAUUAGUUACAGAGCACAUGCCAAAAUUGGGACAACAUUUUCAGGAUGAAAUGAUAAAUCCAAGCAUGUAUGCAAGUCAAUGGUUCAUCACAGUUUUCUCGUAUUCCUUCCCGUUUCAUCUAACUCUCAGAGUUUGGGAUGUCUUCCUUUAUGAGGGUAUUAAGGUUGUGUUUCAAGUUGGAUUGGCUCUAUUGAGAUUCUGCCAUGAUGACCUGGUCAAUUUGCCUUUCGAGCAACUUCUACAUUCCUUGAGAAAUUUUCCAGAGGAGGCAACUGAUCCAGAUACAUUGUUACCGCUUGCCUUCUCAUUUAAGGUGUCCAGUCGCCUCGUGGAGCUUGAUAAAGAGUACCGGAAAAAAUUGGAGGGACCCAGUGCAAGCUCGAGUAGUAAGCGGUUUCAGCCUCUCAAAUCAAGAGUGAUGAGCAGGGCGAGCAGCCAUGUCUCGUCUAGCCCUAAUGUUAGUAAAAAAUAACAGACAGGUCUUGGGCUAUAAAAAUGGGUCAUCUUGUUUCGCAUGUACAUUGUAUGUUCUUUGUUUUCAUUUCCUUUAACAAUAUACCAUGCUUCCCCCACAAUGUCAGUUUCAUGAAUUUCCCCUAGUCAGCCAAUUGACAGUUCUCCAUGUUGCACCUUGCUCUCAAUGCCGCAAAACUGUAAAUGCAAAGAUAUUCUCCAUGCUGCACCUCGUUCUCAAUGCCACAAAACUGUAAUGUACAAUGUAUAUUCUCCGUGUUGAUCAAUAUGAUGGAAUAAUUCUUCAAUGGUAA